CGCCGCCAAGCCGCUAGAGCCGCUCGGAAAGAGAGACUGACGCCCAUUCUUGUCUUGCAACAACACGACCACACCACCACCCAACUACAUCCACCACUCUGUCCAGGAAACUGCGGUCCUUGACUGAAAAUCAGCCUGCGCGUCGCUCUCUUUCUUCCCCUCCGGAUUUUCUAGCCGAUUUCCCCUCGCCAAAAGUUCUUCAUAGUUAAUUAUGUCUCUAUUCGGAAAACCCGCCGGCACACCGGGGACUCCUGUGGGGAACCUAUUUGGCGGGGCUUCGACGACUCCUACUGCUGUACCUACCGGCGGUCUUUUCGGUUCGACGACUCCAGCAGCUCCUUCUGGCGGUCUUUUCGGUUCGACGACUCCAGCAGCUGCCUCUGGCGGUCUCUUUGGUUCGACGACUCCUUCAACUGCGCCUCCUAGCGGCGGCGGUCUGUUUGGGUCUGCGACUCCGGCAGCUCCUUCCGCUGGCGGCCCUGGCGGAGGACUCUUCGGCUCGACGACACCUGCUACUACAUCGGCACCGUCGGGAGGACUUUUCGGUGCUGGCGCAGCAACGACGACUCCCGCAGCUCCUACGACCGGGGGUCUCUUUGGCUCCACAACGCCCGCUGCUCCAGCUCCUUCUACCACAGGCGGCGGUCUCUUUGGAUCGGCAGCUCCUGUUGCUGCCGCUCCUUCCACAGGGGGCGGCGGUCUCUUUGGGUCGGCGGCUCCUGCUGCUGCUGCUCCAUCGGGUGGACUUUUCAGUCCCUCCCAGGCCACCAACACAGCUAACACCGGAAGGCCGGGACUAUUUGCUGGCGCUGGAACGACGCCUGGUUUGGGCGGCACCCAGCAGCAGCAGCAGCAAAAUAUGGUACCCGCGGCAACGAUCGACGCAAGCAAGCUCACACCCACCACGCGUUUCGGUGAUUGUCACCAGUCGGUGCAACAGGUGCUCGAGCAGGUCGAAGCAGAGAUUGAGAGCCAGAUCAAAAUGUCGAAAGACCUCGCUGAUCGCUUCUCGGCCCACCGCGACGCGCUCGAGACUAUCCCCGUCGAUGCCAAGGUCCUCACCCAUCGCCUCGAGGCCACAAUAUCAUUCCAGACAUCCGAUCAAGCCGCAGCCGAGCAAGUGCGGGCACAGCACGAGGCCGAUAACAACGCCGCACAGCUAUCUAUCCGCACAUUAGACCUUUUCCGCUUGCCGCAUGCCCAGCGCUCACAGUACAUUCAGCGCGCCUCUACAUACUCUGCUCCGCAGCGAGAAAACGAGAUCACCGGCAACAAACCAAUGGUUGCGUACUUCAACAAGCAGGCGGAUGAUAUGGACCACAAGAUGCAAAUGAUCACUAGAAUUGUCAAACAGGUGGAGGAGAGCCUGGGCAGUGUGGAGGCGCAGGCUCUCCAGGGAGCGAUGGGAAUGGGUGUCGAUGGGCGAGACAUCACUGCUGUCACUGGUGGUGUGACUGGUAGGCAAGAUGCAAGGAGGCUACACAGCACUCUCAGGGAAUUCAAUGAUGCUCUGCGUGGUGUCAGUGGUAGAAUAGUCGAUGCUCAGGAGGCACUAGAAGCUCUCAAGGGAAGGCGAUGAAGUUGUUACAUACUGGUAGAGAAAGGGGAUAAUGAUGUUGCCCAUGCUGCAAACUGCGUACCAAAUGAUGGCAGAAGUUGUGCUGCUGCAGUUUCUUCUUUCUCUGAUUCUCUUUUACCGUCUUCAGCGUUCCUGCAUUUUUUGUCUGUUUACAGCUGGGGUUUCGCAUGUUAUUUUUCGUAUAUGGGUUUCUUUGUCUUUAUUUGAAGUUUCCUCAUAAUGUAUGACUAGUCUGGAGAUGUACAGUACAGUAUGCAUGUAUGUACUUGCUCAGGUACGUAGGAUGGUCCGGCAAUGUUGCAUGGAGAUAAUGGCCGACUCACGUCACGGGCUGUCACUUCCCG
This is a messenger RNA of Tricharina praecox, 1923 nucleotides long. Its product is annotated as nucleoporin FG repeat region-domain-containing protein. The transcript has 3 exons. Gene Ontology annotation, cellular component: nuclear pore. The coding region runs from base 212 to 1579 and encodes 455 amino acids. Gene Ontology annotation, biological process: nucleocytoplasmic transport. Gene Ontology annotation, molecular function: structural constituent of nuclear pore. The record is from RefSeq and is a predicted model, not a curated record. NCBI's taxonomy places the organism in Eukaryota, Fungi, Ascomycota, Pezizomycetes, Pezizales, Pyronemataceae.